Molecule: messenger RNA, 1116 nt
Organism: Lingula anatina
Lineage: Eukaryota; Metazoa; Brachiopoda; Lingulata; Lingulida; Lingulidae
Product: translation initiation factor eIF-2B subunit delta-like
Source: RefSeq, a predicted model, not a curated record
AUGGAGCGAGGACUGGAUAGUGAACAAACUGUCCGAGACGCAUUCUUUGAACAAGAUGAUCCAGUCUUGCCAGCUUUGUACUUGGGUAAGUUUCAGAGUCAGAAUGAACUGCAUGUUGACGAAGCCGGUCAGGGGCCAGAAAAAAGAAGGCGGUACAAAGGAAAAAUUAUCCGUGUCCCUGACCAUCUCAAGGUUGACGAUGCAGCCACACAAAAGAAAGCUGCCAAGAAAUUAGAAGGACAACAGGGGCCCCAGAGGGCCGCCACUGAGAGGAAAGUGGGUCUGUUCAGGCACCUCCAGCAGUUUGAGAGAGGCACCUCCCGGACUCAGGCUAUUCAGAGUAUAAGCAUGGAUACAGUAUUCUCAAACAAUGUUGCUAUCCACCCUGCCAUCUUAAAGCUGGGCUUACAGUAUGUAGAGGGGGUGGUGUGUGGGUCCAACGCAAGGCGUAAGCAGGUCAUUCGUGACUAUACCACACCUCCACAAAAGGAGUCAGCCAGAGAUUUAGAUAACAAAAUAAAACCAUGCAUAAGUGUCUUGGCCCAGUGUCGGCCAAUUUCAGUCAGUAUGGGGAAUGCUGUCAAAGCACUCAAGUGGCACAUCAUCCAUACACCAAGUGAGAUGCCAUACUCGGAGGGCAAAAGAAAUUUGAAUGAAGUAAUUGAAGAUUUCCUGCAAGAAAAUAUAGUUUUAGCUGGAAAAGCCAUCUCUCUUACUGCUCUGCAGAAAAUCCAAGAUGGGGAUGUCCUUCUAGUCUUUGGUUGCUCUUCUUUGGUCCGGAAGAUACUCUGCCAUGCACACUGCAAAGGAAGACAUGUUAUCGUCGUUGAUGGUUGUCCAAAGUUAGAAGGGCGAGAGAUGCUCCGUCGCCUUGUUAGACAUGGCAUUAAGUGUUCCUAUGUUCUCAUCAAUACAGCUUCUUACGUUAUAAAGGAGGCUACGAAAGUAUUCUUAGGUGCACAUACUUUGUUAGCCAUUGGUUACGUCAUGCCCAGAGUGGGGACUUCCCAGAUCUCACUCCUGGCUAAGGCGUUUAAUGUGCUGGUCCUGGUAUGUUGUGAGACCUACAAGUUCUGUGAGAGAGUAAAGACAGAUUCUUUGUUGCUAAUGAAUUAG